Messenger RNA from Ceratina calcarata, 5656 nucleotides. RefSeq lists its product as uncharacterized. Gene Ontology annotation, biological process: regulation of gene expression. The transcript is spliced from 2 exons. Gene Ontology annotation, cellular component: nucleus. Gene Ontology annotation, molecular function: zinc ion binding. Bases 480 to 4172 code for a protein of 1230 amino acids. NCBI's taxonomy places the organism in Eukaryota, Metazoa, Arthropoda, Insecta, Hymenoptera, Apidae. The record is from RefSeq and is a predicted model, not a curated record.
UCUUCAAAUGAUGUAUAUCCAAUAAUUAUAAACGUAAUACAAUGUGCGUAAUAAAAAAUGUGGAAUGGAUCGAAAGUAAACGUAUACCAGCGGAGUUACUCUGCUUUACCGCAGGAACGUUCCGACGAACGUGGCGCUGAUGUGCAAAGGCCGAACUUGUACGAGGAUGAGAACCUGAAAGACGCCACGCAGAGAAAUCGAGUCGAGUCUCGGACCGCCAUAAUAGCGCCAUAGCGGUGUGUACCUCGUCCCGCUCGUUUUUCUGCUGUGACACGACGCUUACCGACGCUCGGCGUCGUUUCUUCGGGUUGCGAUUAAUGAACGAAUUGCAAAUUACGAUCGAAUUAUCCGUUUUGAUCGCGUUUAGACGCGCGGUGCGUCAUUAUAUGAAUACGGGACGCGUUUAGAGAACUGGGUGUCAAGAACGUGUGAGUGUGUGCUUUUGUAGGUGCUCUGAACGGACGGUAGUCGAGAAAAACAUGGAGAAUAGGCCGGCGUCGCUCCGAUCCAAGCGAGUUUGUCGAUUCUGCUUGACGGAAUCCGAACCGCUUCAUUUCAUCUACGAGAGGGAUCAUAGUAAACCACUCCAGAUUCCGCUUACCCUAAAGAUCAUUUCGUGCGUCGCCAUCGAGGUGUAUGCAGCCGAUGGGAUGCCGCAGAUGAUAUGCAACAUGUGCCGUUGGAAUCUGGAUAGAUCUUAUAGAUUCAAGCUCCAAUGCAAGAAAGCGGACGAAGCAUUGAGGGCUUACCCGUUAUCCGGAAUUCUACCGCGACCAUUUCCACCGAUACCGUGCGAUCCUCCGGAUAUAAACAACAAACGACCUUUAGAACAGAGGUCCCCAAACGAGGGAGCCAAAAAGCCUCGCGUCGAUAACGACAGAGACAGAAGAGAAACCCGUGAGAGGGAAAGAGAAAGGGAUCGCGAGAAAGAAAGGGACAGACAAGCGGAGGAGCAACGUGAUUAUUACGAAGAAGAACAAGAUGCUGGUAGCGAGAACGAUCAAGAAGCAACCAGUGGUAAAGAGGACCGAAAAUUGGAACCAGGUGAAAUUCGAGUGCACGCGUGCGAUCAGUGCGAACGCACUUUCCCGUUGCGGCAAGCUCUCGCUCUGCACAUAUCUCGAGCUCAUCGAGAUCGCAGUUUCAAAUGCACGGAAUGCGAGCGAAUGUUCUUCUCUAAAUACGAUCUGCAGAAACACGCAAUCACGCACGCUGAAGAGAAACCGUACUCGUGUCCCAUCUGUAAGAAACAAUUCUCGCGAGCGAAUUUGUUGCAACGACAUGAGAAGGUACACAGAGAAGAAUUGAAUUAUGCUUGUCAACAUUGCGAUCGGGAAUUCUUCACAGCGGAGGACUUGGAGAAACACGAUGAGACGAUGCACAAAAAGGAAAAACCGUAUCAAUGUAACAUUUGCAAUAAAUGUUUCACGUAUAAACAAGGCUUGGAACGUCACGAGAUGCUGCACAGCGAGGACAAAACGUUCGUUUGUGAGUACUGUAAGGAAGCAUUCCGCACAAGUACAAAGCUAGCUCGACAUUUAACGUCGCACGCCGGGCAUCGACCGUAUCUCUGCAAACUGUGCCCUCGGUCAUUCCUGCUUUCCCAUCAUCUGACCAGACACAUGCGAACGCAUUCCGUGGAGAAACGUCAUGUUUGUGAAGACUGCGGUAAAGCAUUUAAACGGAAGGAGAGCCUGGAGGUGCAUCAGCUAACGCACACGAAACGCACGGGUAUGGGAUUAACAUGCGACGUUUGUCAAGAAUCUUGCAGAAACAGAGCGGAUUACGUCACGCACAUAAAGCAACAUAUCGAGGCAGGCGAGAAAAUGGGACCGGAUGGAUUGCCACCAGACAAUAAAAGCAAACUGGACAUAGAUUCAGACGAAGAAGAGGAAGAAGAGCAAUACUCCGAUGGAGACGAUGAUUACACACCGCCUGCAUAUAUCGUCAGGAAGCUUCCUAAGCCGGUUAAACCGUCGGAGAGCGAGGAAGAGCAGGAAGUAUUGGAGAAAGAAGAGCAGGACAGCCAGAAAGAACAAGUUGUAUACGUACGGCGCAAGGAUGGGAACAUGGUUAAAAAGACGAUCAAAACUUUGAUGCCUAUUCCACGUAAAGAUGUACAAGAUGCGAAGCUGAAACAAACCUCUAUUAGCAACCAGUCUCAAUCGAAUAUAAAAUCUUCGCAGUCGAAACAGAACGAUGAAACGCCGAAGUCUUCCCGCGUGGACGAAACGGAAGCACAAGUACAAAAAAUCGUGGCGUCUGUAUUCAAAGAACAUAAGAUUCCAUUGAAACAUCAGAAUGUUCAGGAACAAAAUAAAGAAUCGCAUGCGCCGACGAAUCAGACGAAACUACAGCAGAGUACUCAGAAUCAGGUUCAGAAGGAAGAGAAACCUGAAAGUACCGUAGUAACCAGUACACCGAAGACUGUAAACACCGUCAAAGUUAUAAAGAGAAUCGUGGUGAGAAAGCCUGGUGGUACCACCGAUACGACGGCUACUACGGUUCCGGCGAAAGAGGACGGCGACGCUGGAACUAGUACCACUCAGACUAAUACAGGUCACAAAGUAACGAAGAGAGUAAUCGUUCGUCGAAUCAUUCGUCAAGGAGAUACUACGAGAGAGGUGAUCAUGAACCCCGAUGGCACAAUAAUAGACCCGGCGGAAUUGGCCAAACUACCAACUGGCAACGUCGUAAAACGAGUCGUUGUAAAGAAACCCAUCGACAAACAUCAAAGCUUGGUUCAAGCAGUGCUGCAAUCAGCCACAACGGAUGUAAAACAACCAUCUGGUGCUACAAUAAAGAGCAGCGAUACUGUAUUAAACGAAACUCCUAAAUUCGAAUUGAAGACGUCGCAGUCCACGCCGAGCGCAUCGUCUUUAGGAACGAAAACAACUGUGACUACUACGCAAAAGCCCGCGUCAACGGCAGUAGGAGAUCGAGAAACUAAAGAGAAGUUGGAACAGCUGGAAAAACGAGUGGAGCAACAACGUCUGAAGAUAGAAGAAUUGGAAGCUCGCAAACAGCAACAACAAGAAUACGAACCUACCAUCGAGGAAAUGUCUCCGGAACGUCACGAUGAAUCUGACGAUGAACAGCAGUUACCGUUGAAGAGAGUGUUCGUGAAAAAGAAGCAGAGCAUGUAUGACGAAGAGCAAGAGUACAAUGAUACCGAAACGACGGUAGCUUCUUUGUCGACACCUGCAAGUACGCCUAUAUCUACCACGACGACUCUCGCGACUACAGGAAUAGAGAGUGUUCAAAUUUUAUUGGAAUCAAAAAAAGAAAAGGAAGCUUCUGAAACUGAAAUCAAAACAGAAAUCAAAACAGAAGUUGAAACAGAAUCUGAGAACAUAGAAAGUUGUAUGGCAUCAACUACUAUAACGACGGUACCAGCAUCAAUUACGAUAGCACCAACAACAAUAGCAACAACAACGAUAGCAACAACAACGAUAGGAACAACAACAACGGUACCGGUAAUAACAUCGGUAGUAGCAACACCAGCUGUAGCAGCGACAACGGGGGUAAUAGCAACAGUAACAGCGCCUACUAUCAUUAGGAGAGAAGGUAAACCAAUUGUAACCAGUUCGAAAGUUUACUCGAAUAAAAAGAUCAUCGUUGUAAAAGCGGAGGAAGCAUCGGAGGUUGAAGAAAUGAAUCGAGAAUUGUGCAAUAUAUUAGACUCAGCCGAUUCCGUAGUCAAAAUGCAAGAAUCGGUCCUGAGUAAUCUUACUCAAAUAUCCAUCGUAGAAACUCCUCAGAAAACGUGCAGUGACAAGCCGAAAGCCGGCCCAUCGAACGUCGAAGAUUUUCCAACAAAAGUUGAAACUGACGAAACUGGUUCUGCGGAUGAAGAAAUUAGUCUAAAAUUGGACAACACGCUAGACAUAGUGAAUGACCAGGAAUCUGACAGAAAAGUUGAACCUGUACCCGCUGAAGUACAAGAACUGAUGGACCAAUCCGAAGAAAGUACAAGUCUCAAUUUGGAGCAAGAACUUUCAGAAUCGGGGGAUAUAUUUGAACCAUCGGAUAAUGUACUAGGAGUACAAAAAAAUCAGUUGUCUGAUUCCGUGAUAGUAGAACUUGAUCACGCGAAUCACACGAUUACUUUGAACGAUACCAACGACAGUCAGGAUAGUCUUGAGGAUAAGCUUCAACAAAUGGAAGGUUGAAAUUUUGAUUGAAAGGUAUUGACAAAGAUAUAACAAACACGUUGAUAUCGGAGUAAAGCCUUAUUUUAACAUCAGUAAGCUCUAAUUUUAAUCAAUUUUACAAAUUCGGUAAUCGUUCUCGAUGAUUUUCUGUAUGCAUAGCCACUACAGUCGUUUUAUCGGAUAGGUUAGUUAAUUAUAACAUAACGUUUAAGAUAUUCUUUUAUCUUAGAUCAAGACACUUCCUACUUUAGUCUUUUUCUGUACGACAAGUAUAACCGUUGUACAUACCUACAAUAUUAGCUAUUAAAGUCAGAAAAACAUAAGUUAGUGCCUAGUAAUGAACAUUUUCAUAUAAAGAAAAACGUUUAAUACAAAAACCUUUUUGCAUCAACGUAUAAGGAUGCUGCAAAUAAAAUAUAAAUACAAUACAAGUGGGAUGGAAGUUCUAGAUUGAAAUUUGCUGUAGGUGUGCCUCCUUGUCUAAUAUUUAUGUGUACGUUGUGAAACGAAGUUUCAAAAUGAUUUCAUCUAUUACAUUCUACGUGCAUACGCACUUUCUUACCAAACAUAAGACGCGUGUGUAUAUUGUAUAUAGUUAUAUACAUCACACAAUUAGCAGUGCUCAUUAAGUUAUAUAGUACUUCAUGUAAAACACAGGCUUGUAUAUAAUAUACCAGAUUCAGAUUGCGAACAUAGUAGAGUAUGUUGUUUACAUUUAGCCAUAUAAAACAGCUUUGAAGAUUGAAGAUCAACAUAUAUUAGCAUAUAUGGAUAUAUAAGCAACGUACACUAUGUUGGCAGUCUAGUUAGUCUAGAAUAUCAUAUAGAAGUCUGAAACAAUUGAAAUCUUUAUCAUUUUCAUUUUAUGAACAAAUGCUCCUUGAUGCUGCACACGUUUUUAGAUUGUUAUUUAGUAACAUCUUCGAUGUUGGGAACACUUAUAGUAUUUUCAUGAAAAUUAAAUUUACUGUAAUAUUUAAUCGAUAUUCGUAUAAAAAAUGAUAUACGAACUACAUGUUGUUCUAUGACCAUUUAAAGGUCUACAUAAAAUACAAUGUGUUAUGUAAAUGUAAAAUUGGAGAAGAUGUUGAUUAUGUUAUUGAAAUAUUCUUACCGCGCACAUCAUUCGAAGAUGAUAAUAAUUCAUGUCUCUACAGUAAUUUUAUAUAAAACAUUUAUAUUUUAUUUUUCAAAAUUGAAUUCAGCACAUAUACAUAGGCAUACGUGUUAUUACAUACAACCAAUAAAAAAAAGAAUUACAUCAAAAUACGAUGAAUAUACAAUAAAAUAUGGUAAUGAACGAUUGUUUUACUGGCAGUUCACCAAUAAAUUAAUAUUGUAUAAAUAUGAAUUAAAUAUUGAAAGCACGUUGUCACCCGAAUUUAUAAAUUAUACAUACUGCAUGUUACAUUCUUACGUACUAUGUAGAAGAAUUACUUGUAUAAAUUGUAUCCUGAGUUAAGAUAAAUUGUGUUGAGAUAAAUAAAAUAAUCGAACAUUAA